AUGCAGCUUUCAGUUUUUCGUUUACGUGGCCCAUUAGCACUCAAGACCAGUGUUGCUACAAGUCAGUCUGCAGUAACCAGAGUCUUAGUACCAGCUCGUAACUACAGCUUUAAAUUAGGUGCGGAAACUGCUGGACCUCCGCGCCUUCCAAAGGAAGAACAAGAGGAAUUCGAAAAGUUACAAAAAAUUGCUAGCUCUCAAGCAGCUAUAGAAGAAUACAACCGUGGGAUAGAGAAGGAAAGUGUAGCCACGUCCCCUGAAUUUUUCAAGAUUAUUCCUGAGUUUGAAGGUGACGUGAACCCAAAAACUGGAGAAAGAGGUGGCCCUAAACAGGACCCAUUGCGCCAUGGAAGCGACUGGUCGUUUAACGGCAGAGUGACUGAUUUUUAG
[Candida] anglica is the source of this 390-nucleotide messenger RNA. The record is from the annotation of a GenBank genome assembly. NCBI's taxonomy places the organism in Eukaryota, Fungi, Ascomycota, Pichiomycetes, Serinales, Debaryomycetaceae.